CUUCAGGUAAGGCCAAAUAUUCUUACAUUAGUAUGCAAUUAGAGGCUCAGUCUGUAUAGGAGCAAACGGAGACCUGGUACAAGAAACAGUACACAUUUUUACUUGGGAAACAUUGAGUGAACUCUGUGCUUCCUGGACAACUCAAUGCCCAGAGUAGUUUUAUUAAGCAGCUUGGCUUAUAAGCGAAACAGUAGCUCCUUAUUUAAAUGUGUGAGUCAGAGAGACUGACUUCAAAUUCUAUUUAUGUGACCCUUAACCUCACGUGCAUUGGAGCGCCCAGCCUACUGUCCUUGUGUUACUGUAGCAGUGCAAAGUUUGGAGAAGCAUGACAUGCUAAGGAGCGUCCUACUGUCCGCGGUGCUCUCACUAGUAGGCGCCCAACCCUUCCCCUGCCCCAAAACCUGCAAGUGUGUGGUCCGCGAUGCCGUGCAAUGCUCCGGCGGCAGCGUGGCUCACAUCGCUGAGCUAGGUCUGCCCACGAACCUCACACACAUCCUGCUCUUCAGAAUGGACCGGGGAGUAUUGCAGAGCCACAGCUUCAGCGGCAUGACGGUCCUUCAGCGCCUGAUGCUCUCAGAUAGCCACAUUUCUGCCAUCGACCCCGGCACCUUCAAUGACCUGGUAAAACUAAAAACCCUCAGGUUGACGCGCAACAAAAUCUCUCAUCUUCCACGUGCGAUCCUGGAUAAGAUGGUGCUUUUGGAACAGCUGUUCUUGGACCACAAUGCACUAAGGGACCUUGACCAAAACCUGUUUCAGAAACUGCUUAACCUGCGGGAUCUCUGUUUGAACCAGAAUCAGCUCUCCUUUCUUCCUGCUAACCUUUUCUCGAGCCUGGGAAAGCUGAAGGUGUUGGAUUUAUCGCGAAACAACCUGACCCACCUGCCCCAGGGAUUACUUGGGGCGCAAAUUAAGCUUGAGAAACUGCUGCUCUAUUCAAACCGGCUCAUGUCUCUGGAUUCGGGGCUGCUGGCCAACCUGGGCGCCCUGACUGAGCUGCGGCUGGAGCGGAAUCACCUUCGCUCCAUCGCACCGGGUGCCUUCGACAGCCUCGGAAACCUGAGCACCUUGACUCUGUCCGGAAACCUCCUGGAGUCUCUGCCGCCCGCGCUCUUCCUUCAUGUGAGCUGCGUGACUCGGCUGACCCUGUUCGAGAACCCUCUGGAGGAGCUCCCGGAGGUGCUGUUCGGGGAGAUGGCCGGCCUGCGGGAGCUGUGGCUGAACGGCACCCACCUGCGCACGCUGCCCGCCGCCGCCUUCCGCAACCUGAGCGGCCUGCAGACGCUGGGGCUGACACGGAACCCGCUCCUGAGCGCGCUCCCGCGCGGCAUGUUCCACGGCCUGACGGAGCUGCGCGUGCUCGCGCUGCACACCAAUGCCCUGGAGGAGCUGCCGGAGGACGCGCUGCGCGGCCUCGGGCGCCUGCGCCAGGUGUCGCUGCGCCACAACCGGUUGCGGGCCCUGCCCCGCACGCUCUUCCGUAACCUCAGCAGCCUCGUGACGGUGCAGCUUGAGCAUAACCAGCUGAAGACCCUGCCAGGAGACGUGUUCGCGGCUCUGCCCCAACUGACCCGGGUCCUGCUCGGUCACAACCCCUGGCUCUGCGACUGUGGCCUGUGGCCCUUCCUCCAGUGGCUGCGGCAUCACCUGGAGCUCCUAGGCCGAGAUGAGCCUCCGCAGUGCAAUGGCCCAGAGUCACGCGCCAGCCUGACGUUCUGGGAGCUGCUGCAGGGUGACCAGUGGUGCCCAGAUCCUCGCGGUCUGCCUCCCGACCCUCCAACCGAAAAUGCUCUGAAAGCCCCGGAUCCGACCCAGCGGCCCAAUAGCUCGCAGUCCUGGGCGUGGGUCCAGCUGGUGGCCAGGGGUGAAAGUCCCGAUAACCGCUUCUACUGGAAUCUUUAUAUUCUACUUCUAAUAGCCCAGGCCACCAUAGCCGGGUUCAUCGUGUUUGCCAUGAUUAAAAUCGGCCAGCUGUUUCGAACAUUAAUCAGAGAGGAGCUCUUGUUUGAGGCAAUGGGAAAAUCGUCUAACUAAUCAAACUGUGACCAGAGCAUUGUGGACGGGGCCCCAAGAAGAAUCCAGUCAGGAUGCUGUGUGCCAUUCCUCCAUUUCCCCUCUCCCAGUUCUUCCUCUCAGUGUCCCUUCUCCCCUCUCCCCAGAAGGACCUUUUGUAAAAUCGCUACUGCUUUCUAGCCUGGCCUGGUUUUCCUCCUCUGUUGUUAGGUUCGGGAGCUGGGGGUGGGGGUGGGGUGCACAGGACUUAGCUUGUGUUUGGCUCAUCCCGUCCCAUUGUGCAGCGUUGGGUGCCUGGUGGAGAGAGGAGCUCUUUCUUGGUUUCUGAGUCUGAGGCCACAUCCUGCCAGGUGGGCAAGACCUCUCCUGCACCGAGCAAGGAUUGAGUAACAUUUGUGGAAGGAACACCGGCCUAAAGCGAACCCUAGAUCCCAGAGAUGAAGGCUCUUCCCAGGAACAAGCUGGAGUGUUCUUGUCCCUUUCUACCUGAAAGGAGAAUUCGUAUCCCUUCCUUUUUGUUGUCUCAUUUUGAAUUCGUUCUGCUCUGGGGCUGUUUGGAAGGGCACUGGUCUCUGAUCCAGUGACAAAUUUCAGAGCAAGCCUCCUCUGUGAUAGGCUGAGCUAAGACACACAGGAGCUCCCAUGUCCAUCCCAGUGACAGCAGCCACUUUGCAGCACCCACUCCCGAACUGACUAAAAUGACCUUACAGUAGGUAAGGCCGUGGCGGGGGAGGGGGGGUUCGGGGGGUGUUUUGCUCUGAAACAAGCACCCCCCAGGAACCUGAGCCUGGCCGACAAGGUUCCGGAGAGUGCUGGGAAGCUUGGGGCGCUGCUUAGUCAGUCCCAUUUGGCCUCCUGGGAGUUUCCCUAUGUCAUUUGUUUCCCAUUUCCUAGAAGAAAACGCCACAUCAUUUCACAGGCAUUUAUGGAGCUGUGACCAUGAGACGGGUGUUGGUGAUUGUAAUGACAGCUUGGUUUCCAGUGGACUGCGCUUGUAUCAGUCUCGUUUAUCCUUCCAAUAGAAAACAAUUAAACCCUUGUUGCAGUAAUUGGCUGCUUGUGAGAGACAGUGGUUAAACAUGCGCUAGGAGCUGACAAGUGAGGGUUCAGUCUUGGUGUCCCCAUUUACUAACACCCGCCCCCCCCCCCAGGACUCUGUACAUCCAGUAAGCCUGAUCUUCCUCAUUCUUGAAAGGGGACAAAACAGCACCUGCCUCGUAGGGUUGUUGUAAGAAUUAAAGGCAAUAAAACAUACAAAACUUUA
Rattus norvegicus (Norway rat) is the source of this 3277-nucleotide messenger RNA. NCBI's taxonomy places the organism in Eukaryota, Metazoa, Chordata, Mammalia, Rodentia, Muridae. The record is from RefSeq and is a predicted model, not a curated record.